Messenger RNA from Oncorhynchus tshawytscha (Chinook salmon), 4438 nucleotides. It is a transcript of the gene snx33, whose product is annotated as sorting nexin 33. Gene Ontology annotation, biological process: mitotic cell cycle; endocytosis; endosomal transport. Bases 1270 to 2946 code for a protein of 558 amino acids. Gene Ontology annotation, cellular component: plasma membrane; cytoplasmic vesicle. The record is from RefSeq and is a predicted model, not a curated record. Gene Ontology annotation, molecular function: phosphatidylinositol binding; protein binding. The transcript has 2 exons. NCBI's taxonomy places the organism in Eukaryota, Metazoa, Chordata, Actinopteri, Salmoniformes, Salmonidae.
CAUAUGUUUUAUUGUCCAUGUCUAGCGUCAUGGAAAUAGUUACUUUGUUACAGAACGUAUAGGAAUAACCUCCAAGAAGUAGUCUAUGCUUUGCUUUAAUCGCAGACCCUAAUCAUUUGCUAAUAAUGCUUAAUCUUUUUUGUAUUAAAGGAAACAGAACAAGAUACACAAGAACCUGUUUAGCGGGGGAAGUGGAGCAAGUCCAAGGAAUGUCGAUCAAGACCAGAAUGCACUAGUCUGAGAUAUCAUUACUCAUCUCACUCGGCGCUGAAUGGUUUCUUCCACCCGGGGCACUUUGUCUUUGUGCUGGAAACAAAAUAUUUUGAUAAUGUUUGACCACGUCGGUGGGAUGUACAGCAAGUCUGUGUUCGAGGACUUUAUCACACGCAAGGAUAACAAUCAAACUAUUCUUCAGGAUUACAACGAAUAGACGAAUGUUUGCAAUUGCUUCUUGGUGAAAACGAGUUUUCGGGUGAACCGGUAUGUCAUUGCUGGGGUGAUGCAUGGACUGAGGAGUUACAAGUUGCGAUAGCCCACAAGUUUAAUUGCAGUUUCAAGUAUCGAAGGUAAAGCUUGGAUAUCCUCAACAGAAACAAAGACAACGUUUAGGCUAAUGGGACAUAAGGCUAUCGAUAGGAAUAUGGUAUUGAUGUAGUAGGCAGUUGGUGCAUGGCAUGUGGUAUUAAGCAAUUUAUCCAGUUUGCAAUUGAUAUUUGCAGUAAGAAUACCAAAGUAAAUAGCCCAUAUUCCUUGUUAAUAAUUGUAUGUGUACAGGAAUGGAUUCUCACAACCACUGAAAACCAUUUGCAAUUCGAUGUUAGUGCUUUUGUAUGCAGUCCACAGGCCUACUAAAAAGAUUGACAAGAUUCUUGGCACAGUAUAGAAAACAACCCCAGCACUUGUGUAAUCGAGUCGUAGAUAUACCCAGCUUGAUACUGCACUAGCUGUUUUUUUAGGGAGUUAAACCAGUUAUAGCACUAAGGUUAUUAUCGUGUUAUAGUGCAUGGGCACAGAUUAGUGUUUAUGCCAUUUGACAGUUGUUGUGGCGUUCCAGCACAAUACCAUUAGAUUUACAUAACUCUUUCACACCAUCUCUUAUUGAUUCAAACAAGUGUUGGGUGACUACAGUUGAAAUGAGCUGAAAUACUAGGGCUAUAGUUCAACAAUUUAGACAUCACCUAUUUGUGUGUUAAAAUGUUGUGCUCAAGGGUAACAGCAUCACAAUGAUUUUAGGCAGCGUGUGCGUAUGAUUUUCAUCAGAGAGUCAAAAUGUCGAUGAAAGGCAAGGCACUCUACACUUUCCAAAGUGAAAACAAAGAGGAGAUCAGCAUACAGGAGAAUGAGGAACUGGUUAUCUUUGACGAUAACUCUGUAGAUGGCUGGUUACAAGGGGAGAACAGUAAAGGACAGAGAGGUCUCUUCCCGGCCUCUUACGUGGAAGUAAUCCGCCCUCGUUCCAACUCCAACCUGACAGACUGCUCCAUAAGCCCGGUGGGUUCUCCAGGCAAUGACUCCUCAUAUUUCCCCUCCGCCCCAAACACGCCCUUUCACAUGCAACAAGGUUACUAUGACGAUGAUGAUGAUGACUGGGAUGAUUGGGAUGACAGUUCCACAGUGGUGGACGAUGAUGGCCGCAGUGGCGCAAAUGGACAUUCCCAUCAGAGCCCCCACUCCAACAACCCCAAUGUCCACUAUCGAGCCAAACCUUACAUGGAGAGGCAGGACAGCAUCUCCAGCUCGCGGAAGGGCAGUAUGGUGGGCAGGAACUUGAACCGAUUCUCCAGCUUUGUCCGCUCAGGGGUGGAAGCUUUUGUGUUGGGCGAUGUGCCCAUGAACGCUAAGAUAGCGGAGUCGUACACCAUUGAGAUGGGCCCCAAAGGGCCUCAAUGGAAAGAAAGCCCCACACCUUUCUCUUGCUCCAUCGAGGACCCUACCAAGCAGACCAAGUUCAAAGGCAUCAAGACCUACAUAUCGUACCGAGUGACCCCAAGCCACAAUGCGAGGCCUGUGUACCGGCGUUACAAGCACUUCGACUGGUUGUACAACCGUCUACUGCACAAGUUCACCGUCAUCUCCGUGCCCCACUUGCCCGAGAAACAGGCAACAGGGCGCUUCGAAGAGGACUUCAUCGAGAAGCGCAAGAGGCGGCUGAUCCUCUGGAUGGACCACAUGACUAGCCACCCGGUCCUGUCUCAGUACGAGGGCUUCGAGCACUUCCUCAUGUGCGCCGACGACAAGCAGUGGAAGCUGGGCAAAAGGCGGGCAGAGAAGGACGAGAUGAUGGGCGCCAACUUCAUGCUUACCUUCCAGAUCCCAAAUGAACACCAGGACCUGCAGGACGUGGAGGAACGUGUGGACUCCUUCAAGUCCUUCGCCAAGAAAAUGGAUGACAGCGUCAUGCAGCUUACACAUGUGGCCUCAGAACUGGUGCGGAAGCACCUCGGAGGCUUCCGGAAGGAAUUUCAGCGGCUGGGGAAUGCCUUCCAGAACGUCAGUCAGGCUUUCAUGCUGGACCCUCCCCACUGCUCGGACGGCCUCAACACCGCCAUCUCCCACACGGGACGUACUUACGAAAACAUUGGGGAAAUGUUUGCGGAGCAACCUAAGUAUGACCUCUUCCACAUGCUGGACAAACUGUCACUCUACCAGGGCCUACUCGCCAACUUCCCGGACAUUAUUCAUCUACAGAAAGGUGCGUUCGCCAAGGUCAAAGAGAGUCAGCGGAUGAGCGACGAAGGGAAAAUGGACCAGGAAGAGGCAGACGGAGUGCGUAAACGCUGCCGGACAGUGGGAUUUGCUCUACAGGCUGAGAUGAACCACUUCCACCAGCGCCGCGAGGUGGACUUCAAGGAGAUGAUGCAGGCCUACAUCAAACAGCAGAUCGCCUUCUACCAGCGCGUAGGCCAACAGCUGGAGCGUACCCUGCACAUGUACGACAACCUGUAGAGGCUGGGCUUGUCAUCAGCCCUGACGUUAUCCUGUUGAUCCGAAAUGGCCGCCCAGUUCAACGGGGGCCUCUUCAGGGGUUGUCAAAAAUCCUAUUGGAAACCGAGACAUCCCACUGGACACACACUGGUGUUUAAAUGUAAUUUGUCAAUGUAUUGUGACGUGGAAAAUACAUUGGAUUUGAACAAAGUUUUCAACAUUGAUAUUAUGGUAAAACUUCAACUUAACUACAGAGACUUAACCUGAUUAACAGGUUGUUACAUCAGUCUAAUUUCAACAUAAUCAUCAUAACAAUUAAAUACGUGGAAAUUGCAUUGAAAAUUCCACGUAGAAAUGUAAAAAAAUCUUAAACUUUGGGUGGUUGAAAUGAAGUUUAAUUUCAUAUUUGAUUAGACAUAUAUUAUUUGAACUUGAGUCAAUGCUGAUAGUAAAAUGGUGUGUUUGAAUCAACAUCAUUCUUUCAACGUCAUGCCAUCAACCUAAAUAGAUCUAUAUUGAAAUAAAAUGGUAAGCCACAGUCCAACGAUUCCUGCCUGAACAUUGACACCUACGGAGAGGUAAUGCACUUCAGUGAAACAAGUCUACCAUACAGAUAUAUGCCUUCCUCUAUGUACCCUGCUUAGCUUGAGAAACAAGCUGUGUUAAAUUCAGCUGACCUAUCAUGUCAACACAUUUAGACAUUGGUCAGCUUCCAUACAUUUUUGAAUUGUAGAAAGUAACUCCUCUAACUUUUCUUACACUAGCUGUAUGUGAAAGUAAGUUUGGAGUGAGGUUGGGUUUAUUAUGUAAGCUACAUUGACAUCUGAUUUUCCCAAAGACCACCAUCAUUUCAACGCUAGGUAUACUGUCAUUUGACUAUGGCUGAUUGGAUCUUUAGAAGUAUAGAAGUAGUUACCAUUAGCCUUAUAAUUAGGAUGCUGAAUUUACCUCUUCAUGAUGACAUGAAGUUGAAACUGACGUUGAUUCAAACAUACAAUUUUACUAGGUCAAACUAAAUAUGUCUAAGCAAAUAUAAAAUUCUACCCUUAAGAAAAAUAUAGUUUACUUAACUAAGGUUACUUUGAAAAAGUAGUUCAAUAUAUCUGAAGUACAUCAUUCAGAAAAAUUAUUGUAUGUAAAUUUGAAAUGUCAUAGACUACAAAUUGCAAGAACAGUUCACUUUGGGGUCAUACAUUAAUAGAAUAUGUAAGUUUCAAGUGAGAAUUUGGCAGGUCUGAUGCCGAAAACCCCCCAAAAUAUUUCCUACUUCACCCAUACAUAUAUAUAUAUUUGACUAGUUCAACUACCACCUAGCUUCUUCAAAUGUAGUUAAAUUACUAGUUGAACUUCAUGUAGUUCGCUACUCCCCAACACAAAAUGUCAACCAGUUUCAUACACUUAGUGUACAAAACAUUAGGAACACCUGGUCUUUUCAUUACAUAGACUGACCAGGUGAAAGCUAUGAUCACUUGUUCACUCCACUUCAAUCAGUGUAAAUGAAGGGGAGGAGACA